ACUGCGAACAAAAGAGAUGUCAUCAGGAAAGUGUCUGAUGAAGACUAAACACAUACAUUUACUUUUCUAAAUCAUUUCGUGAAUUAUUUCGAAUGAAGACCAAAAGUACUUAGAUUAAAAUUGCAUACUAAUAUGAAACGUCUAGUUAUACAGUACAGUUUGAAGAUGGCACUGCUACUAGAGAUACAACUUUUAUCUUGCUGUAGUUUUGAUUAUUUUAGUAGAUAAGAGUAGGUUACGCUGAACGACAGAGGGGUCUGUGGAACGUACAUAGAAAAAACGUCUUUUCAAGGGCAGUUGUAGUUCGAGAACUCGCUUCUGAGUAACCUAUAAUAGACAGUAUAAUUCCUGUACCACUUCACACUUGAACGAGAAAUCCAUAAGAUCAGGCCUAGGUAUUUUAGGUUCUGGCCCACAGAGGGCGUAUUGGACCAACGAAUUGUUUUCCUCUAACACGAGAUGUGUAGACUACAGUGAGGAAUUCUGAACACUCGGCACAAUAAAGCAGGUGAACUUUGAACCAACUUGGCGUAAGGACACUUACCUAAAGGGUCAUUUCAGUUAACAGCUCAUCAUACGGAACAUUAUUUAAAGGUAACCCUAAUUCCAGAGAUUUCGCUAACCAUGUCGAAUCCAGAGGGCUUUCAUAUCAACACACCACUUCUUGAGAGUAUGACCAUGUCUAAACGGGCGGGGACCACUGUGCUUUUGAAAAUGGAAAGUUCACAACCCUCCGGCUCCUUUAAAAUCCGCGGUAUCGGACACCUGUGCCAAAAGGUCACCCAGUCGGGAUCUAAAGGAGUUGUUUGUGCUUCAGGUGGAAAUGCUGGCAUGGCUACAGCCUAUGCAGCACGUAAACUUGGCAUCCCAGCAACCAUUGUUAUACCGACAUCAUCACCAGAGAUUGUGGUUCAGAAAUUGAAGGAUCAGGGGGCAGUAGUGAAAAUAGUGGGCAAGGUUUGGGAUGAUGCGAAUGCUGAGGCUUUGCGUCUAGUUGAAUCUGAGAGUCUGACAUUCGUGCCUCCGUUUGACCACCCCCUGCUCUGGCAAGGUCAUGCAAGUAUAGUGCAGGAGUUAAAGGCCUCCCUACCAGAGAAGCCUGGGGCUAUAGUUUUGUCUGUAGGAGGAGGAGGCCUGUUGUGCGGGGUGGUGGAGGGCCUGAAAGAGGUGGGGUGGGAGAAUGUGCCGGUGCUCUGUAUGGAGACUGUAGGAGCAGACUGCUUCAAUGCUGCUAUCAAGGCUGGGAAGCUGGUCACUCUGCCUGACAUCACAAGCGAAGCUAAAUGUUUGGGCGCUAAGACAGUGUGCAGGCAGGCGUUCGACUACAGCGAGGAGGCCAGGCUGAUCUCUGAGGUGGUGACGGACCUGGAAGCACUGGAGGCAGUGGAACUGUUCUUGGAUGAGGAGCGUGUGUUAGUGGAGAUGGCGUGUGGAGCUGCCCUGGCUGCAGUGUACAGCGGUCUGAUACAGAGGCUCCAGGGGGAGGGCAGGCUGCCCCGUCCGCUCGGCCCGCUGGUGGUGAUCGUCUGCGGGGGCAGCAGCGUUGACAUGGCCCAGCUCACGCACCUGAAGACUGUGCUGCGCCGCUGAGGGGCUCACGCCAGACAUGCCGGACCCCCAUCUGAGCCGAAACACAUUUAUCUUGGUCUCAUCUGACUAGAGAAUGUGCUUCCAAUGUUCAUCAGGCUUCUUGUCAUGUUCUUUAGCAAAGUUUAACCUAGGGGUUUUGUGUAGAAGAGCAGCGUGGCUCAGAUGGGGUCCAGCAUGGCGUAACUCUGGCCAGGAGCACCACAGGGAAGUCCCAACAGGGAAGCGCGGAGGUGGGAGUGUGAUGAUGUGGGGCUGCAUGAGUGUUGGGGAGAUAACUUUUAAUGAUGGCACCAUGAAUGUCUGUGGAUAUGCCAAAAUACUGGCUGACAAGAUGUUUCCCAGUCUCCAGAAGCUUGGCAUAAGAGGAAUAUUCCAACAUGAGAACGAAUCAAAGUACACUGUCAAAAUCACGCAAAAGUUUCUAAAGAAGAAAAAAGUAAAAACUGAGUAUGUCGCCUAACUUCAAUUCCAAUAGAACACCUUUGGGGUGUUUUAAAGAGAAAGGUAGAGCAAUACAGCAAAUAUCUGACGAAUGGCAGAAUAUCUCUCCAGAAAUGUGUGUAUCACUGGUAUCCUUAAUGCCAAGGAUGAUUGAAAAUAAUACAAAGUAUCGAAAAAAUAAAUGAUUUGAACCUCAGUAA
Messenger RNA from Clupea harengus (Atlantic herring), 2231 nucleotides. It is a transcript of the gene sdsl, whose product is annotated as serine dehydratase-like. Gene Ontology annotation, biological process: L-threonine catabolic process; L-serine catabolic process. Bases 625 to 1590 code for a protein of 321 amino acids. Gene Ontology annotation, molecular function: L-serine ammonia-lyase activity; threonine deaminase activity; pyridoxal phosphate binding. Lineage: Eukaryota; Metazoa; Chordata; Actinopteri; Clupeiformes; Clupeidae. The record is from RefSeq and is a predicted model, not a curated record. The transcript has 8 exons.